Messenger RNA from Rangifer tarandus platyrhynchus (Svalbard reindeer), 234 nucleotides. NCBI's taxonomy places the organism in Eukaryota, Metazoa, Chordata, Mammalia, Artiodactyla, Cervidae. The record is from the annotation of a GenBank genome assembly.
ACUAUAGAAAUGAUGUUAGACAAAAAGCAAAUUCAAGCAAUUUUUUUAAAUUCAAGUUCAAAAUGGGUCAUAAAGCAGCAAAGACAACUCGCAAUGUCAACAACACUUUUGGCCCAGGAACUACUAUUGAACAGACAGUGCAGUGGUGGCUCAAGAAGUUUUGUAAAGGAGACCAGAGCCUUGAAGAUGAGGAGCAUAGUGGCUGGCCAUCAGAAGUUGACAAUGACCAAUUGA